AAGCAACAUUUUCAAACCUGAUUGGUGUAUGAUUACAAUUAAAUUUUCCCUCCAUUAUUUGUCAUUCAUGAUAUUAAAUUUCUAAAUAUUUUAAAACAAAAAUACUAAUUUGCAUGUAAUUUUUUACAGAUCAGUCGAUCGUUCCGCAUUUGUACGGAUUAUGCGUAGAAGUAUGGGUUCACAGGCAUUGCUUAAUCUUUGUCUUGGUGCUAGUGUACGCACGAGCACAACAUCACCAACGCCUAUAACAGAUCCUCGACAAUCGGAUCAUGGUUAUGCAUUUUCUCAAGAAGAACACGGUGCAGUUAGCCAGUCUCAAUUGAUUCGUGCUUAUGAUUCAACUCGACGAAAACCCGAUGGCAGAUAAUAAUACAUGCUAAUUUAACUAUUGUUAAUAAAUUCAAAUUAAAUGAUUCAGUUAUCUAUUUGUUUACCAUUAUGUUGUACAUAUACACGUAUAUAUAUAUAUAUAUAUAUAUAUAUAUAUAUAUAUAUAUAAUAUGAGUUGUCUCUUUUCUAAGCAAACCUAUUUAUGGAUACCCAGUGUUUUCUCUUUCUUUGCGUUCAUGUCGUGCAUGAUAAUUGAUCAUUAAAAAAAAAACACAUUUGUCACUUUCGUCAAAUGUGCACCAUUUUUUUUUUAUGGGACUGAUGGCGAUAAUGUGUUUAAAAUGACAAAGAAAACUCUUUCUUAUUUUCCUUGUCCUCACCUCAAGUUCGUUGUUUCACUGAAUUACAUUGUAUAUUUCCGUCAGUUUGUAUGUCUGUAUGUGUUUAUUUGAAAAUGUCAAAAAAAAAACUAAGUCCUAACAUACUUCUCCCUUCUCACACUUUCAUUAUAUGCAUGUGUUUACGUAAGUGAGGCGUGUACACGUAAUAAUGAUAAGUCAGAAUGACUCAACCAAUGUCAUCCAUCCAUUAUUUUUUUUAUUUUAUUUUAUUCGUAUCUCUGACUCAGCUAAGUGAAGAGACAUACUGUCGUUACUUUUUUUCGAUGAUUCAUUCUGUCUCUUGUUUUCUGUAAGAUGAAAUAAUUAUUACCUAUUGUAUGAAUGGAGUAGAAAAUAGUGUUUGACUUAUUUUUCUGUAUCUGUUGAUCAAUUUGAACUUUAUCAUUUCACUUUAAUUAUCCUCUGAUUUCUUUUAUACUCUCCCAUUGCAUAUGAAAAUUAUUCAUUUCGUCUCUUGAAGAAAAUACAUUUUAUUUUGGUUAUUUUACGACAAAUUCGUUUGAUACACACUAAUCAUUAUCAAUAUUAUUAGUAUUAGCCAUGAACACCGCGGCUAAUUAUCAGUGUCUCCGUGUACAGUUAAGCAUACACAUAUAAAGAUUUGAUGGAUUUUACACAUUUUGUUAUUCUCUUCUGUUAAUUUCUACUACAUUGUGUGAUGUACCUUUAACUCACUGAACUUCUGCAGAAUAGGUCAACAUGUAUGGCUGACCACAUCUGUGACAAUGGACGUAUCCACUUCCAAAACUCACCACAAUUUUCAGUGGCCUUCUGUGUUUCUUCUAGUGAAUUACUUUCCUUAAUUGAACCAACAGUAAUGAAGACUGCAUAUUGUUGUUGAUGGUGAUGAUCCCUGUAAAAUUAAGUCGUUUUCCUUCUACUUCUACUACUACUAGUUUUAUUUGGGUAUGAGUGCAACCCUUCUCAAAAUUUUUGAUAUGACCAUAUAUUUAAGUACCAGAUAGCUAGAACGAAAUUCGACAUAAAUAAACAGAUAGUUUCUAACUUUUUAA
Messenger RNA from Schistosoma turkestanicum, 1744 nucleotides. The record is from the annotation of a GenBank genome assembly. Lineage: Eukaryota; Metazoa; Platyhelminthes; Trematoda; Strigeidida; Schistosomatidae.